AUGGAAGACAAAAAAGAGCCACUCCUCCAAGACUAUGAGCAAGACCAAGAAGACCUUAUGAAGAAUGAUUUUGUCUCAAAGUAUAAAGACCUUCCUUCCAUUGAUGUGGAGAUGAGUUACUUAAGUGAUUUUAGUCAUAAAGGAACAUCCUGAUUAUACAAAUCUUUCUACCCACUCCUUGUAAUUCUUUAUUAUCUUUUCUGAUGAUGAUUCUGUUUCAAGAGUGAUGCUGAGCCUCCAAGAAAAUUAGUUGCUAAAAGGUUUAAAAGGUGGAUUAAAAGACGAGGUGAACGUAAAUAGAGAUCCUCUUGAUGCAUUGCUCAAACUUUAUGCUCGAGAAGAAGGAAUUGUAGAAGAACUUGAGGAAAUCAGACUCAAUCCUGAUUUCACCUCAAUCUUUAGAAACGAUCUCGAGUUUUAUCUCCCUCAGUUAUGCUCAUACUGCCUUUUUGAAGAUGAUUUUGAUGACUUAAAACGGUUUAUUAUCAUAGCUGCACAAUCUAACAUUUUCUUUUCACACAGAGUGUUAUUUUUCUUAGAAUCCCUCAUGUCUACAGAUGACUCUGUAAAUGAAAACAUCCAGAGCAUUCUAGCCACUUUAUCCCAGACCACUAUCCCAAACAUCCAUAAAUAUAGAGAAAAUGGGCAGCACACACAGAAAGAGAUCGAAGAAGUCAUUGAAAACUACAAAAAGACAGAAAUCUUAUCUCCUCACACAAUUCAUAGAUAUCGGAAAUAAGAUAUGUGCUUCUGACAUCACUCUUGAGAAAUAUUGUUACACGAUGGGGGUUGAGACAAAUUUGACAAAUGAAAAUGGGUAUUUAUCCACACCUUUCUUUGUGUUCUCCCUGACUAAUUUAUGAAAUAUAAUCUUGAACUCUAUUGAUAGAGAGAGUGCUCUCUUUGAAGGACUACAGAAAAUAAAUAUGCACUUGCCUGCUUCAGUAUACAUCCCAUUCGUGAAUGCUUCCAUGCGUAAUUAUGUGGUCCUUCACAUAAAUGUGAUGGAAGCCAAAGUCUUUGUGACUAAAGAACGGGCUCCAUUCUUGGUCUGAGUAGAAGUAUUCAGACCUCAAGAAAAAGAAUUUAGAGAGAAAAUUGACCAGAUUGAAGACAGCUCUUCGAGUGAGGAUGAAGAAGAACUCCUAGAUAUUGAGAUGCAAAAUAAAUCUACAAACAGAGUUGCAACACAAUGGAAAAACUUUUUAAUCAAAAGUAAUGUGAUUGAGAAAGAGGAAAAAUUUCCCCCUCAAGAAGAUAACAUAGACAGUCCUCCUAAGUUCCAGACUAAACACAAAAGCCAUGGUGCUGUCAAAGAUUCUCUUAGAGGACAUUUAGAGAAGCGUAAACCUCAAAACAAAAGAAAAUUUGAUAUUAUGAAAACACUAUUUAAAAAGAACAAGCUUCACAAAGAAGACUUAAUUAAGAAGAUUGAUAAAUUCGCUGAUGAAAAAUUCUCUCAUCUUGUCAGUCUCAAGAAAAUUAAGAAGCAUGAUCCCUUCAGUGAUUUUCUUGAUUUUAACCAACCGAGAAGUAUGAGCAGGACCUUUACGGGAGAUAUGAAUUCUCUACAGCCCAAUUCACUGAGAAAAUUAUCAGAUGCAAUAGACAUUCCUUCUCCAAUAGAAUUUGAGAAAUCAAAUUCCCACAAGGAGAAUGAUAAUCUUGCUGGCACCAAUCUAACAAGGAAGGGAAAAUCUGAUGAACAUGACACUAGUGAAUUAGUCCAUUCUCCCUCAUGAAUUGGGGACUUCUACGAAGGUCCUAUAAUCCAGAAGAAUAGUGUUAUUGUGACAAAAGGACACCUCAACAAGCCCUGCAUGCUUUCAGCUACAGGAAAACCAAUAAAAAUAGAACCUAACAAUUUUGGGAAAAAUAACUAUGAGGAAGAAAAGUAUACCUUCUCGAAAUCCAAUCUUCUUAACGAAGAUGAUCAAUCAGUGACUAACUCUGAUGAAGAUAUAAAGGUAUCAGGAGAGACUGCUACUGAACAAGAGAGGAGAAUUCGCAAGCAUAGCAUUUUUGGGCACUUAAAAACUUGGAAAUUACUCAGACUUAUCGUUAAGAGUGGAGAUGAUCUGAGACAAGAGCAAUUUGCAAUGCAACUAAUUUGUCAAAUCGAUCAAAUAUUUAAGAAAAAGAAGCUAAAUAUCUGGCUAAAGACUUAUGAAAUACUCGCUACAGGUAAAGAUUGCGGCUUAAUAGAGUUUUUGUCAGAUGCAAUUAGUAUUGAUGCAUUGAAGAAAAAGCAUCCUACUUGAUCCCUGGAUGAUUAUUUUAAGACAAAAUUUACUACUAAAAAGGCUCUUUCAAAGGCAAGAGAUGCUUUUGCAAGAUCCUUGGCGGGAUAUUCACUAGCCUGCUAUAUCUUACAAAUAAAGGAUAGACACAAUGGCAAUAUUUUGCUUGAUUCAGAAGGACAUAUAAUGCACAUAGAUUUUGGAUUCCUCCUGACCAAUGCUCCUGGGAAAGGUCUAAACUUUGAACAAGCUCCGUUUAAGCUUACAGAUGAGUUCAUCGAAGUCCUAGAGGGUCCAGAGAGUAAGUACUUUAAAAGAUUCAGACAGAAAUUGAUAUCAGGAUUCUCAGCAAUCCAAAAGAAAGCAGAACAUUUAAUCUGCCUUGUUGAAAUGAUGAUCGUAAGCCAAGAAGAACUUGAUUGCUUCUACGGUGGUAGAGAGAGGGUCAUUAAUGAGCUCAGAAGUAGGCUAUUCCCCUUCAAUAGAAACAAAGUAAUGUCUAGAGCGGAAUGUAGGGAGUAUGUAGACCAGCUGAUUGAUCAAUCUUCCAAUAACUGGAGGACUAAAUUCUAUGACGGAUUUCAAAAAUGCUGUCAAGGAAUUGCUGCAUAA
This is a messenger RNA of Moneuplotes crassus, 2852 nucleotides long. NCBI's taxonomy places the organism in Eukaryota, Ciliophora, Spirotrichea, Euplotida, Euplotidae. The record is from the annotation of a GenBank genome assembly.